Messenger RNA from Notechis scutatus (mainland tiger snake), 2660 nucleotides. NCBI's taxonomy places the organism in Eukaryota, Metazoa, Chordata, Lepidosauria, Squamata, Elapidae. The record is from RefSeq and is a predicted model, not a curated record.
AUGAAAAUAUGAUCAAUUUCAUCAAAGGUGGCUUGAAAAUCAGAACAAGUUAUCAAAUAUAUAAGGAAUGCCUUCAGGUUCUGCAGAUGACCCAAAGCAGCAAAAUCAGGAAUGAAAUAUUCCACCAGUUUGAAGGGGGUGUACAACUAGGAAUAGGAGCUUUCAAUCUGAUGCUGUCCCUUUUACCAGGAAGAAUUCUCCGACUUCUUGAAUUUAUUGGGUUUUCAGGCAAUAGGGAAAUUGGUCUUCAUCAGUUACGGGAAGGAGCUUCUGGAUCCAGUUUACGAGCAAUACUGUGUACUUUUACCUUGUUGCUAUAUCACACCUUUGUUUCAUUAAUCCUUGGAACAGGGGAAGCCAAUCUCCUUGAAGCAGAGGCUCUCCUUCAACCUUAUCUUCAGAAGUUCCCAAAGGGUGCCCUCAUUCUGUUUUACGAUGCCAGAAUCAACAUAUUGAAAGGAAAUUUUGAAAAGGCUGAGGUAACAUUCCAGGACUGCAUUGCAGCACAACAAGAAUGGAAACAAAUCCAUCAUCUCUGCUACUGGGAACUGAUGUGGUGUUACUCCUUCCAGCAGAACUGGCUUCAAGCAUAUCGGUAUGCAGAUCUGCUUUGCAAAGAAAGCAGGUGGUCAAAGGCAAUAUAUGUGUUCCAGAAAGCUGCUAUUUUGUGUAUGCUUCCUGAUGCUGAUGUGAAAACAACAGGAGAAGAUAUUGUAGCUUUGUUUCGGCAAGUAGAAGGCCUAAAACAAAGAAUUGCAGGAAAAUCUAUCCCAACUGAAAAGUUUGCUGUGAGAAAAGCACGACGCUAUGGGACCUCUCCUCCUGUGAAACUAAUAGUGCCUGCUCUGGAAAUGAUGUAUGUCUGGAGUGGGUUUUCAGUUCUUGGAAAGAGAGCUGACUUCACUGAAAAUAUGUUAAUAACUAUUGAAAAAGAAGAAACUCUUUUAAAAAAUGAAACCCAUCACAAUGAAUAUUACAUGGAUGAUGUAUGUUUGCUACAACUACUAAAAGGACUGUGUUUGAAGCAUUUAGGAAGACUCUUGCAAGCAGAACUCUGUUUCAGCCAAGUUAUUCAAAGUGAGAAACAAUUAAAGUAUGAUACUUACUUAGCUCCAUAUUCAACAUACGAGUUGGGUCUUCUAUAUAAACAACAGAAUGAAAGAGAAAAGGCUGUAAGAUUUAUAGAAACUGCAAAAAAUAAUUACAAGGAAUAUUCCAUGGAAUCCAGAUUACAUUUCAGAAUCCAUGCAGCACUUAGCAGUAUGAAAGUGACUCCUGCUCCAACACCAUGAUGCCUUCUGAAGUUGAUGUCUAACAUGUCUGUACAAGUUAAUGUUUGAAAGCCUACAAAAAUCAUGUAAAUGAUGUAACAAAAAAUGUAGUUUAUAUUUUCUAUCAUUUGUGAUAAUUGAAUGUCUGCCUAAUCAUUGUGAAUGUUUUUUUUUCUAUUUCUUCACUUCCAUAUUUCUGCUUAACCUUUUAGAGGAAACCUAUUUUAUUUAUAGAAAGAUCAAUGCUUGAAACAGUAGGGAAUAUUAAAAAUUGCUGGUACAAUAAAGAGUAAUUCAAACAAUUUAUUUUUUUAUGGAAAUAAUAAUAUUGUUUAUGCAUGAAACUCUACGGUACAUUUGAUAAUAGUUUCAGCAUUGCAUAAAGGCUUGUAUUUCUGCAGUACGUUUAUUAUGUAAUAGGAUUUAAAAAAUUGGCUGCUGGUAGCCCUAGAUGCUGUAUCUGGAUUUGAAGCUUAGUUUUACAUACCAAAGACCAAAUUACCAUACUGUAGUCAAAAUAAUGCUUCAAGUCAUUUCAUGAAUGUUAGCUUGCAUUCAAUGCAAUAUCCUGACCCAAUCUCUAAAGACAGUUAGGAAAGGGUUAGACUCUUGGAUAACCUAAGAGUAUUUUUAAAGUAUAGGAAGAAAAUAUUUCUCAGUGAAAAGGUUUAGUAAAGCAAAAACCAAAUAAUAGAAAUGUUUCAGUUUUUUGUUCCAUUAUAUCUGUUUAAUUCAGCAACCUUACAGGGAAUUCAUUAUAAAAAUAUGCCGCUAAUGUUCUGAAGAUUCUUAUGCCCCCCCCCCCAUUAAUAACACUGGAGGUCAGCAGGUUUGAUUCUAUUUUCUUCCAUAUAUGGUAGCAAAAUUCUCAAAUUCCAAUUUCAUAUUAUUUAUGGAAUUGGUAUCCAUAAUGUUUAGCAUAUUAUCUUGAUCAGAUUUUAAAAAACAUUUUGCAGUAACUAGUAAUUAAAUAUUUUAUUGUUCAUCUUAAUCUCUUAUUAAUAUAUAUGUGUUAUGUUGAGAUAUUUUGUAUCACAAAGCCUGCAAGCAAAUGACCAUGUUUGAGGCUUAUAAAUGUUAUCUGUCCCAGUUUAGUGUUUUCCCAUAAGAAUAAAAAUGUGACUAAUCAAGAAUGUCUAUUUAAUGACCAUAACUGUCUAUGAAAGAUAUUUAUUGAUUUCAUACAUUCUAUAGCUGUUUGAAAUUAGUUUUUGUCCUUGUCUUUCUCUUUCUGUAUUUAAAUUAUUUUAUCAGCUGCUAAAUGAAUUGGAAAGCUGGGCUUUUAGAGUUGUUUUUUUAAUUGUCAAAAUGAUGGACGCAUGCACAAAGUCCAUGUUCAUAAGCAGGCAGCAUAGGAACACAAGGAUAUUUUUUUCCUAGAUUUUUUAG